Messenger RNA from Pseudocercospora fijiensis CIRAD86, 711 nucleotides. RefSeq lists its product as uncharacterized. The record is from RefSeq and is a predicted model, not a curated record. The transcript is spliced from 3 exons. The coding region runs from base 1 to 711 and encodes 236 amino acids. Gene Ontology annotation, molecular function: FMN binding. Lineage: Eukaryota; Fungi; Ascomycota; Dothideomycetes; Mycosphaerellales; Mycosphaerellaceae.
AUGGUCUUCUACGAGCCGGGCAAGACCCCACACGGUCUUCCUCGAGAUCCGUUCAAAUCAUGCGUGGCUCCACGGCCCAUUGGCUGGAUAUCCACCAGAAAUACCACCAGCGGAAUCGCCAAUCUCGCCCCAUUUUCCCAGUUCAACAAUCUAACCUUCGAUCCACCCUACGUAAUGUUCAGCGCAAACCAAGAUAUGAAUUGCAACCGUAAAGACACCGUCAUAAAUGCAGAAUCCUCGGGCGUUUUCUGCUGGAACAUGGCAACAUACUCCCUCCGAGAAGCAGUCAACGCGUCCGCAGAAUGGUUGAAACCCGAAGUCGACGAAUUCGCCAAAGUCGGUCUGGAAAAGAUGCCAGCCGAAUUAAUCGAGUGUCCCAUGGUCAAGGAAUCUCCGAUCAAAUUCGAAUGUCGGUAUCAUUCUACGAUUCGUUUACCGGGUAAUCCUCCAAUGGGAAGUGUGGAUAUUGUGAUUGGAAGGGUGAUUGGAGUGCAUAUCUCGGAGCAUGUCAUUACGGAUGGGAUGGUGGAUUUGGGGAAGGCUAUGCCGAUUGCUAGGUGUGGGUAUCAUCAGUACGUUGUUGUCAAGGGGGAGAAUCUUUUCGAUAUGGUUAUUCCUGGAGAUCCGAAGCAGUUGGUUGGUCUUGAAGGGAAUGCGGAAAAGCAUAGGGUGUUUGUUGAUGGGCAUGGAGUUGAGGCUGGGGAGAGUUGA